UUGUUAGGUAUUCACUUUGUGCGUCAUCGUUUUCCUAAUUGCAAAUAUAUUAAUAAAUAUAAAACGGCUCUAUCUGCCAUGGCUUGACAUUACAAUAAAUUAAUGGUUAUGAUUAGAAAUUGCGGCCUGGAAACAAUGGAGAAGUGGUUUCAGAGAAUAUUUGUGAUCAUAUUGUUGUGUUUUGCUGCAUGUUUGUGUGAACGUGGAGAUUACAUUGGCUGCUAUGUGCUAAAAGCCGAAGAAGUAUUAAAUACGCACACAGGUCAAUCCGUGGACGCAUGUCUCAAUGCUUGUGAACAGGUACAUUACAAAUAUGCUUUAAUAGGCAAUGAAUCUACUUGUUUCUGCGGCAAUUCACCGGGAAAGUUCAAACUGCCCUUAGACUCCUGUCACACGGUAUGUCCUAAGAACGAAACUCAAAAAUGCGGCGGUAACAAUGCUACUAGUGUAUAUGAUACGGAUGUAGUCGCUCCAGGUCAGCCAAGCAAUCUGGUCCUAUUUAACGCCACAGAGACUACAGUGAGACUGCGUUGGUCUGCUCCUGAUGCAUACUCCUUCAUAACUUCAUAUGUUAUUCGAGCAGCUGUUAUUGAAACUUAUUCUGAUUACAAUCUGAAGCCAUUGGAAUGGAGAGUGUCCAAUGAAACUUUAAAUAUGGAACUCUUAAACCUGCAUCCUGGGUCCAAGUACAACAUCAGUGUUGCAGCCUUGAAUUAUGACGAAGAAGGUCCAAAUAUUACCAUGGUUACUGAGACAGUAAUUGGAACACCAGACCCUAGUCCGCCUGAUGUACAGAUAAUUCAAAGACGAGGUGACAGAAUGGUUGUACAUAUUCCCAAAGCUAAGAAUGUGAAUGGGCCAGUUUCUAUGUACAGAAUAGUCAUUUCUAUAGAGUUGUAUCAACAAGGCUUCAUAGUGGAUACUCUCAGUAACCAUACAUAUGCAACUGAACAAGGUCUACCUUACUACAUCACUGCUGAAUUGGAUCCUGAUGAUAUAAAGACUGAUUUCAUCAUUGGAGACAGGAGUACAUACAAUGGUUUUUACAAUGCGCCAUUGCCAUUAACAAAUGACAUUGAUGUGUCUUUAGGAGUAGUGAGUGAAAAGAACCAUGUCAGAAAAGUUAGAUAUGCUGAGUCAACCAAAAAGAUUAUUUUGAAUAUUAAUGAACCUGAGGAAGUAUCUCCGAUGGUAGUAGCACUGGGAGCUGGUAUUGCCAUUGGAGUAGUACUACUGCUGAUUGGCAUAGGACUGAUUAUAAUUUUACGUCGCAGAAUACAGUUUGUACGAAUGCAAAGGGGAUCUCAAUCAAUGCCGUUAAGUUUAAGUGAACCUUGUGUUGAAAUAGAAAACUCCGGAUUUAUUCUUGAGGAUGAAGAAAGAGUAGACUACUAUGGAAAUUUAAAACGUAAACUUUGGAAUAUUCCACGGAAUUUAAUUGAAACAGACAUAUCAUGUGUUGUUGGUGUUGGGACAUAUGGUAAAUUCACUAAAGGAAAAGUGCAACAAGGUGGAGUGCAGACUGUUGGCUUGGUUCAGGUCAUAGCUGAUAGAGAACUUGAAAAAACAGAGAAGAAGCAGAUGCUACAAGAAUUAGAUCUGUUGAUAAAAACCAGUGAACACGAAAAUGUUAUCUCAUUAAUAGGCAUCUGUGAGACUAAUACCACGUUGCUUGUAGUUUUGGAAGACAUUAAGAAAACUUUGAAAGAGAUGUUGCUGUUAAGUAGACAAAGGGACAUUCAGAAUAAUAAAUUUUGCUCGAUAACAGAGAAUAAGGUAUUACAGAUUUGUGUGCAAGUUGCCCGAGGAAUGGAGUAUCUUCACACAAGGAAAAUUGUCCAUAAGAAACUUUGUUGCAGAAACAUGAUCAUAAGUGAAAAUGGAACUGUCAAAAUAGCUGGUUUUGGCUUGUCACACUUAAGAUCUUUACAUGAGACUCCUGAUUAUACAAGAUGGACUUCUCAUGAAAUGUUAAGACAAACUAGAUAUAAUCCAAAGGCAGAUGUUUGGUCUUUUGGAGUUUUGAUGUGGGAAGUCCUUACGCUGGGAGCAACUCCAUAUUCUCAUUCAGGGAAUAAAGAUGUAGGCAGUAGGAUAUUAAGAGGAAUGAGGCCCUCACAGCCUUCGUAUGUUGGAGAUGAGUUGUUCCAAGUGUGUCUUCAGUGCUGGCAGGUUGAUCCCGAUGAGAGACCCACCUUCUCAUCUCUAGUUAUUGAACUGACACCUUUUUCUGAAGCUCCAGGGACUAGGAAUUUAAGCUUUACUCAUUAUAAUGGUUUUGAGUUUGAACCACAUAUUCCCCAGUAUGAAGUAAUUUCUUAACCAAAAUAUUAAUUAGAAUUGUAAGUAUAAUAAUUAGUCAUAUAUUUAUCCAAAGAGUCUUAAUGUUAGAAUCUCAGAAAGCUGCGUUUCAUUAAAAUGUGUUUCAAGAUAAUUUACAGAUUAAAAAUAAUUUUGAAUUACAAUAUUUUAGUAGGUGCUUUGCAUUAAAUUUUUUAUAAGAAACUUUUGUAUUAACUAUGCAAUUCACAUUUAUAACUUAGGUGAUUCAUAUGACUCAAAAUUUAUAGAUUCCAAGUUAUCAUAAUUAAUUUUUUUUUGUAUAUAUUUGAGAUUUUAGAUGGAGAAAAUAAAGCUGAAGGGCAAGUAUGUGUUAACUCUAUAUAGUUUGCUUUAAUAUAAUUGAUAAGAAAAAGACUUGCACUUUGCAUUUAAAUAGACAAAAGACAUUUAUCUCACUAUUCUGGUAUGACUACGUAAACAUACAAAAGUAUUAAUUAGGUAGACAUAUUAAAGUGUGAAAUGUACAAGAUAAAUGUAUUUUUUUUAAUUAACUUUAGGUUAUAUAAUACGAAGAGUGGAGGCAAAGAAGAUUAUAUUGAACUACAUAGGUAUAUUUGAAUUGGAUUUGUUUUCAGAAAAUGUUUAAAAUCAAUUAAUAGCCCUCUAGAGCCUCCAAAAGACGUUGACUAUUGCUAAUAUCUGUUUUGAGCUACAUGCAUGUAACAAUAAAAUUAAAUAUGAAAUUAAGCUUUGUAGCAAUACUUCAUAAAUAAUGGUUGAUGAAAGGAUAUAAUUUCUUAUAAAAUACAAUAUUUAAGUACCACAUUUUUUGUGAAAACAUAUAUUUUUAGGUAUUAUACUUUGUGUAUCUAAAAUAACAAUGGACUGAUAUGGUUACUAUUGUUAAUCGAAGCUUAUAUGUAUUAAAAUUCGUUAUGUAAUUUUUUUUCUUUUCUAAACAUUGAUUUUGUAAUAGUAGACUAUAAUUUACUCACUACUAGGCUCUUAUCUAGAUGUAACUAUCCAUUCAUAUUAAUAAUGUAGAUAUAAUUUUCUGACUUCAAAAACUGUAUAAAGCAGUUAAUUUUUAGUAUUAUUUUAAUGUUUUACUACGAGUAUAUAAUAACCAGUUCAUUCUGUGAUACUUAAUAAAAACGUUGCCAAUAAAUUAAGGGUUCAAGUUUCAAGGAAUCUUUAAAUGGUAUGAAAUCGGAAUGAUCAUGACAUUAAUCUCUCAGUGUACCUAAAUCAUUUUUAUUUAAAUUUAUUUUUUAUUUAAAAGUAUUAAUAUCCGUCCAUUUUAUAUUUUUAUAUGAAUCUUCU
Bombyx mandarina (wild silkworm) is the source of this 3606-nucleotide messenger RNA. RefSeq lists its product as uncharacterized. Gene Ontology annotation, molecular function: transmembrane receptor protein tyrosine kinase activity; ATP binding; protein binding. Gene Ontology annotation, cellular component: signaling receptor complex; plasma membrane. NCBI's taxonomy places the organism in Eukaryota, Metazoa, Arthropoda, Insecta, Lepidoptera, Bombycidae. Gene Ontology annotation, biological process: multicellular organism development; cell surface receptor protein tyrosine kinase signaling pathway; positive regulation of kinase activity. The record is from RefSeq and is a predicted model, not a curated record.